Molecule: messenger RNA, 7120 nt
Organism: Neofelis nebulosa (Clouded leopard)
Lineage: Eukaryota; Metazoa; Chordata; Mammalia; Carnivora; Felidae
Gene: DENND11
Product: DENN domain containing 11
Exons: 10
Coding region: 109-1476 (455 amino acids)
Cellular component (GO): cytoplasm
Source: RefSeq, a predicted model, not a curated record
GGUGCGGCUUCGGGCGGUGCGACGGCCCGGCCCGGCCCGGCGAGGGGAGUUCCCGCAGCCCGCCCCUGCGCCCGCCCCUCGCCGCCCGCGGCUCCUCCUCGCUUCGCCAUGGUGGAGCGGGGAGACGCGGCGCCGCUGCUGCGCUGGGCCGAGGGCCCCGCCGUCUCCCCGCCGCAGGCCCCGGAGCCGCAGGCCGGAGGCCGGGGCUGGGGCAGCGGCGGGGGCGGCCGGCCGGCCGCGGAGCCGGCCUGGAGGCGGGGGCCCGAGGAGCUGGGCGCCUCCGAGGUGCUGCUGCAGCCCGGGCGCCUGGAGCUGGGCGACGUGGAGGAGGACCAGGUGGUGGCCGUGUUCGUGGUCACCUUCGACCCCCGCUCGGGGAACAUGGUGGAAUGGUGCUUACCUCAAGAUAUUGACCUUGAAGGUGUUGAGUUCAAGUCUAUGGCCAGUGGGUCCCAUAAAAUUCAGUCUGACUUCAUCUAUUUCCGAAAGGGACCCUUCUUCGGCCUGGCCUGCUUCGCCAACAUGCCUGUGGAAAGUGAGCUGGAGCGUGGUGCACGUAUGAAGUCUGUGGGCAUCCUGUCUCCGUCCUACACCCUGCUUUACCGGUACAUGCACUUCUUGGAGAACCAGGUUCGACACCAGCUGGAGACGCCAGGACAUUACUCUCAUCUGGCUGCGUUCUAUGAGGACAAGAAAGGGGUGCUCCAUGCCGGUCCGGGGAGAGGCGGCAGCCUGCCCCCUGUCUACUGGCUGCCUUCCAUCCACCGAUACAUGUACCCUGAGAUGAAGAUCACCCACCCAGCCGGCUGCAUGUCUCAGUUUAUCAAAUUCUUUGGAGAACAGAUCCUCAUCCUUUGGAAAUUUGCCUUACUUCGAAAGCGCAUUUUGAUAUUUUCUCCCCCUCCUGUGGGCGUUGUAUGUUAUAGAGUGUACUGCUGCUGCUGCCUGGCCAACGUCUCCCUGCCUGGCAUCGGGGGCGCCAUUCCUGAGUCCAAGCCUUUCUUCUACGUGAACGUGGCCGACAUCGAGAGCCUGGAGGUAGAGGUGUCCUACGUGGCCUGCACCACGGAGAAGAUUUUCGAGGAGAAGCGGGAACUGUACGACGUGUACGUGGAUAACCAGAAUGUGAAGACGCACCACGGCCACCUGCAGCCCUUGCUGAGGAUCAACAGCGCCGACCGGGAGAAGUACCGGCGGCUCAACGAGCAGAGGCAGAUGCUGCUGUACUCCCAGGAGCUGGAAGACGACUACACCCCCUGUGAGGAGGACCUCUUUGUGCUGUUUUUCCUAGAGCAGAACAACCGGAUAUUUCAGACUCUGUUAGAGGUGUCCGCCAGUCAAGACAAAACUCUGACUGCUGAGCACGCCCGGGGCAUGGGUCUAGACCCCCAAGGGGACCGGAGCUUUCUGAUGGACCUGCUGGAGGCCUAUGGCAUCGACGUCAUGUUGGUCAUUGACAACCCCUGCUGCCCAUAGGAAGAGUGAGCCCAGACCGUGGUAAGAUGAGACCACCUUGGUUUUGUGCCCUGCCCUGGUGCCAUGUUGGAAUGGACCACUUUCUCCCAGAGCUACUGCCUGGGUUUUGUCAUAGGCGUCAUCCGAGUGGCUUCUCUUGUGUCCUGGUCGAGUGACUUGAGGGGAUGUGGUGAAGGCCAUGUGUCACUGGGAGCGGGCUGAGCUUGGAAACACUGGGGUGGGCUGUUCAGAAAGUCUCCAGGAGUUCGUCCCUUGCGGUAUUCUGUCCAGGGUGGCCUUGUACGUGCAUCUCCUCAAGGUGGAAGCUAGAGCUCAUGACCUUUCGAGGUGUUUUAUCAGUUCUGGGAGUCCAGUGUUGGGAUCAGAUCCCUUUUCCUGUUCGCUGGGGCAAAUCUGUCUUCUCUGUUCACGUGAGUGGAGACCUCAAAGAGGAACAAGAGGAUGUUUCCGUCACAAAGCAUGAGCUUCUCUAAGAACGGAAUGACAAGAAGAGGUUUCUUACCAGCCAGCUGGAAAGUAAAAUUGUAGCCUGAAGCGUUGAAACUUUCCUCAGAGUAAAUUAACGGUGGCCACUCAACGUCAAACUCCUCCUUUCUCUGAAUCCCGCUCCUUCAGGGAUGGCCCUGGAGCUUGCAAGCAAAUUCAUUUUACAAUUGAGCUUCCUUUAAGGGCUAACUAUGCUCUUAGAGCAAUGUUUGUUCCCACCAAAGGUAGAGCAGUUGGGGUUCAAAGAGGAUAGAGCAGAAGAUGUUUCUCUGAGAGUUCUCUGGACAUAUCACCAGCAGAGCCUCGGGAUCAAAACAGAGAUUCACUGGAUUCCAUAUUCCAGCAAGGAUCUGGAGUUGGUUACUCAGAGUUUGAAGCAUGGAACAAGACUGUGUACCAGUCUGGAGCCCUCACAAACAGAUUUCUUGUCAGCAGAGUUGACAGUCCUUGAGCUAAGCAGUUGGGGCCAGAGACAGAACACGUUUGUUGGAGAGCAAAUUUGAUAGUGCCUUCACCUAGAGAAGUGGUUGGAACCCCCGAGCGUCAGUGAUGAGUUUACCUGUGUCCCCGUGACAUGUUUUGGUGUGGGACGGCUCCUGUGGGUCCCUGCCUGUUCUCUUUGGCUGUGCAUUCCAGGAAGGCCAACUUGGUGAGACCGUAGGUAUUUGAAGCCAGCUCCUGUGAGUAGAGGUUAGGGCUUUUUUUGGCCAUAGUUUAGGAUUUUGACUUGGGCUCCUGGGUUGUUGGUGACCUUUCUUCCCUCUCGAUCUUCUUGCCUGGCUCUGUUACUGGAAUAGCCAUCCGUGUAUCCAUGUCUGUGACCAGGUUCCAGCCAGGCUACUACACACAGCAGAGAAAUGACUUUCAAGUGGAUGGCACACAAGUCUUACAGCUUUUCAGGGCUCACUGCUUUACUCAAAAAUAUUUUCACUGUAGUUCCAUGAUAGGGGAUUCACGACUAAAGAAAUUCACAUGUAAAAAUGCAAAUACGUAUUGAUUAAUCAAAGUAGGUUCUUUUAUGUAAAUAUAUAAAUAAGUUUGGGCAUUGAAAUGUAAACUGUACAACUAAUACACUUUUCUCCUCUGCAGUGUGGAUUUAGCCAUUUCAGUAAUAUAGAUGUUUACAAAAAAAGCCUUGCCGCCUCUUUCCUUGAAGAGCAACCUUCUCUUGUCUCUGGGGAAGGAGCAGCCUUUCGGACUUGGGUCAAGUCAUGGUGACUUUUAGUGCUAUCUGAAGGCUCAAGGUUUUCUAAGUUAGGGGGAUGGUCGAUCGGAAGCAGGAAAGGUCGGAUUCUCUUGGUGGACGCAGGCCCCCUUCCUCUGGAAUUGAGGGGUUUGUUGGAAAGGACUAUCUUAAAGCACGUCCGUCCCCGCGCCCUUCUGCAUGCAAACACUUGUGUUUCUGUGGAAUUGUAACUCCAAGCUCAUAAGUGCUCAUGUAAAGGUCGUAAGGUGAAAAUAAGGUUUCUGUUCUUUCCUUUGCGUGGCGGGUCGGGGUUCUGGGUUCCCUUUAGCUGCAGACUCUUCCAGGCGGUUGUCUGGCGGCUGUGGGCUGCCCCCUCACCCUCGGGCAGGGGGCUGGGGGCUGGGCACGGAGGGGAAUAAUACGAGUGAGCCUGGGCUCAGCUGACCCCAGGACAGAACUGCUCCCCCUCCUGCCCUGUAUUCCCUCUGUGAGGAGACCCAGCCGUCCUUCCCUUGCCAGUGUCAUUAUCAGCCAGAAGCCCAGCACAGCACCUCUGGCUGACUGAGCAACAUGCCCCGUUGCUCUGUAGUCAGUCAUACGGAGGUCCCCUUUGGAAGACUUGCUCUGUCCCCCCCCUCCCCCCGCUUCCAUCCCCCUGUCCUCUCCCCAGUGUCUCCAGUUAGCGGCUGCCCCUUCUCUACAAGGGGAACCGGAGAGUGAGGUACCCGGCAGGGCUCCCUGCAGUUACAGAAGCUAGAAGCCACGUGGACCAGCUUUUCUGUCACUGUUGAACUAUUUCCUUAAAACCCUUCUGCUUUCGGUCAGAAGACAUUGGUCAACGUUCUUCUUCACCGCCUCGUAGAUCGAUAAGCUCUGGAGGGCGGGGAUGGUUACCACCGACCCUUGGGGCAGAGCUGGAAGCCUAGGUGGGGUGGCUGGACCUGUGGUAGCCUUCUGCCCUUCUGUGCUGUUGAAUCUCACCCCCUCCCCUGCCUCCUCUCAGCUGGCUGGGUCCUUCUGAGAACUUUCAGCCUGGUCUAAUGCCAUGCUAUGAGCCAUGUGGUCACCUGGAAACGUUGCUGACCUGAGACACCUGGGCUGCUGCCGCCGUUGAAUCAAGGCAGAAAAAACCAGGUGGCAGGACUCCUUGUGGGACCAAGAACCCAGGCCUGGGGUUUACUGACGUCCCGCCAAAUGCGACAAAGGCCCAUUUAGGUGGAUUUUUCCAAUUCUGCAGGCUCGGCAGAUGGUAAUAGCCAGCCAUGGGGAAAAUGUCUGGUUGCCCUCUGGCUUAGGCUUCUUUCUUCAGGAGUCAGAAAAGGUAGGAUUUAUCUCCUACGAGAGCAAAAAGGGUGGGCCAAUUUGUGUAGAAUUAACUAUGGCUUUAGACAAGCACGAAGCACUCCUUAGGCCCGGUGUCUGUUCCAGUACCAUUGUGCCACCUGGGGCCUUGCACGGUCCUCCGGCAGCCAGGAUGGCCGUGAGUCAGAAGGCUCUCGCCUCCCACAGCCACCAUCCAGCAUGGCACUUCUUCCACUCGGCCGGGGAGGGGUGCCGAAUUCAUUGGUAAUGAUAGAAAUAACUUGGCCCAGAAUUUGCAUCUAUAGCUUCCCUUGUUUUGCUCCUCGUGAAAAUCAAGAUGGGAAAUUGAAGUGUAGCACAGGGCACAGAUCAUUCUAAAUACCACCUGUGAAGACUCAUUUAUCAGUGUUACUCCCUGAUAUUUUAACCGGAAGAUAAAAGUAAAGAGAAAUCUGAGCUGAAUCGCUGUUUUUCAUUCCGGUGGCUACGAGGACGAACUUGCUAUUCGUCUUGAUCCACUGAAAGCCCUUCCAACACAGUAAAAAGAUGAGAUGAUUCACCUUUAAACCGAGGCCUUCAGGGAAGCUUUUGUAAAGGGCAGUCAUGAAUUAACGUUUUAAUGGUAGGACAGCAACCCUCUGAGAAGAGGCAGGGACCUCAGGGACCUUUUUUUUUCCCCCUGAAACUGCAUAGCCCAGGGAAUGGAUUGAGAUGUUUUCCCCAGUCCCCAUACAGAUCAUACUUGGAAAGGUAAAGGAGCAGGAGGGCGUCGAAUAAAAUUGUAGGACAACGUUCAGCUUGACACUGAACUUUCCUUCGUAGGAUGCCAGUUCUGAAAUAGGCAGGAAAGUCAACAUGGGGACCAACACGUCAUGCGGGGGCUUUCACCUCCCUGUCCAGUUCCUCACUAGUGGGCUCAGGAUCUGAGGUCCAGCCCCAGGGUCUUCCCGCACUUCGUGCCCUGCGGUGAGGCUCCUCCAGAGCCGGGGUGCUUACCUCCGCUGGCCCCCACCUGCCCCUUCUUGUUUCAGGAAGAUCCCUCUCUGAUUUCAGGUAGGGGAAGAGAAGGGGUCAAGGGCUCCUCUUACCCCUGAGUCCAUGGGUUUCGAAGAUUCCAUCUGAUGACUAAUAUACCUCUGUUCCCAGGAGCUGCUAGGGCACUGAGUGUUGGGAGAAAGGCUAACUGUGAAUUAAGUUACUGUUUGUCUUAUGAGAAAUGGGAGUUUAUUUUUAUGUCGAUAUUAUUAUGUGAUGAAUUAAGUGUGCAGAUGUGGAAACGGAAGAAAAUCUCAAAACUAGAAUCCUGGAAGAAACAAGUUUUGUAACUUGGAAGCAACUGAAACCUCAUAGAAGUGUCAUUAUUCGUCUUUGAGCGUGAAUAAGGACACUGUGCUGGGAGCCUUAGCCACGCUCUCUGGGAGGUGAACGGGAGGGUCUUCGAGAGGAUGGCACGGGCAGCGACCUCAAGGGAAACUCUUGCUUCACGUGAGGAGGCCGAUUAGCAGGCCUCUUCCUGAAGCCACGUGGUCUUCUGCCUGGCACUUUCUCUCUGGAGCCAGAAGAUGGGGGCAGUUGGGUAAAACUGCUCAUUUAGAAAGGAAGUAAGAAUUUUCUAGUGAUUACAAAGAAUGAUGGGGGGGGGGGGGCAGGAAGCCCUCUUUAGAGUUAUUCCAGAAGCUCAGCAUAGGAUGGGCUUUUAGCAGUAACGUAAUCUAAAUUCAGGAAAUUUAUUUACUUACCGUAGUGUAAGGAUAGGUGUGAAUUACUUACGUUGGCUUUAGAAGGCGUGUUUAGACUAACGAUACAUUUAGUCUGCUUUCCUAAAGACAGCUGGGGAAUGCAGGGGUAGAGUAGGGCAGGGCCUUAGAAAUUAGCCAGGGAGGAUCCACAAAAUGAAAAAUCCCCAGAGAGGUCAUAGAGUUAUCUGGUUGCAAAUAGAUUUCAUUGAUGUUGGAGUGAAAACCUCCUUAGGCCAAAUGAAGCGAAGAUAAAAAGUGUUCAAAAACUUGGAAGGCGGCCUCAGGAAUAGUUUGACUCGAGUGCCCACAAAGACCAUAAUGAGGAAAGGUAUGAAUUCUGUGCUGUUGAGCAGUCCAGCUAGGGCACUUCAGGGGUACAGAGUAGAGGAAAAGAAAAUCAACCUCCUUAUUUACCCAAGCUUGUUGGCUGAAUUUUUUUUUUUUUUUUUUAUAGGUCUGGGAAGUCAACCUUUUCUGAAAAAGGAAUGGUUGUAGCCUUGGAAAAAUGGUUUUCCUAUUUCUCCCAAGUUAGGAUUAACAUAGCCUCCCUGUCGCCUUAAAUGUCAAACCCCUAUUUUAAUACCCCAGCAUAAGAGUUCUAGCAAUAAGAGACACUGAAUCUAUUUUUGUUUAAAUUCUUGACCUCAUAGUAUGAAGUUAGUAAGACAGUUGAUAAAUUUCACCCUGAAUACUAGUCGCAUAGGUACGUUCUUCUGUUUUGAUGGUAAUGAGUUUAAUGCCCUAAAGAAAGCUGGUGUUAAUCCUGAAGCUACGAGGAGUGAAUGUUUCUUUAAUGAUUGUUUUGUGGUACAAAUAACAUCUGUGUAUAUCAUAUCUGUAUAUAUCGGAACCAAGUUGUGUGCAGAGAGGUUGAUAGAACUAUAUUUACAGAAAACAAUUUUUACAAUUAAAAUUCACAUUUUAACAUGAA